Linum trigynum is the source of this 567-nucleotide messenger RNA. The record is from the annotation of a GenBank genome assembly. Lineage: Eukaryota; Viridiplantae; Streptophyta; Magnoliopsida; Malpighiales; Linaceae.
AUGGCAGACUCGUGCGAUGAAUUGGUGGGCGAGAAUGACACAAAUCAGAUUGGUCAUGAUGAGGAUUCGCUAGGCAGCCACAAUGUUGGAGAUGCUUCUGUUGCUCCUGAUAUAUAUCAUGUUUAUGACUCCGAUGUCGCAAUGACAUCAGAUGAUGAAUUUCACGAGGCUAGAGCUAACCUACGUGCAUAUGGGGAAGGGAGGAAAAGGAAAGUGAUUGCAAGAGUUGCUGCUGGUGGAGAAGAAGUAGACCAGCUGUUAGAAUUUGAAGAAUCUGACUAUGAAAAUGGGGAGGAGGAAGGCCAAGAUGAUGGUGAGAAUUCACACCACUCCACUCCCCUUCAGAACAAUGAGUCAUCUGAAGAACCUCAGGUACCUGAACAAGCUCAGCCACCUCGAGUUGAUGUUAAUGGGGAGGGCUCUCCGCAUUCAAACUACAGAUUGUCAGAAGAAUCAGAUCAUGUAAGGGGCAACUUAUCAGAUGAGGAGGAUGGUGAUUUGUAUGAUGAUGCACCACGGAUGAUCCACUCUGCGACCAUAAGAAACUUGAGUUUGUAUGUAGAAUGA